AUGCAGGACAGAGUUUCAGUAUCGUUUCCCUCAUGGACGGAACCGCCCAUCACUCAAACAGUUAUUGGCAAGCGUGGAUAUAUCGACGAGAUUGAAGAAUUUCGAGGUAUUCCAUAUGGCAAGGUUCCCGGAAGAUGGCAACACGCUGUGCUUCUUGAUCGGUUGCCCCAGGACACUUUCGACGCAACGAAAAAUGGUCCUCGCUGUCCGCAACCACAAGAGCCGAAUAAUAGCGAUUUCUACCAGUCGUGUCUUGAGUUCCCGGGCGAUGUUGCGGAAUCCGAAUUCGACUGCUUGAAUCUGUUUAUCACUAGACCAAGUAGGGUGCCCAUACCACCAUCCGGAUCAGAGACCAAACUGCCUGUCUAUGUCUAUAUCCAUGGUGGAGCCUACACUUUUGGCGCUGGGACAGAUCCAAUGUGGGACCCUGCCCGCCUAGUUGCCAAAUCGAUAGAACUAGGAACACCGAUUAUUGUCGUUACGAUAAAUUACCGUCUCAAUGUCUUUGGGUUCGCGGCGUCAUCUGAGAUUAUUGAGUCCCAAUCACUUGGGCAGACAAAAGGAUGCAAUUUCGGACUUGGGGACCAGAAUAUCGCACUGUGUUGGGUACAACGCAACAUUGGGGCCUUCGGCGGUGACUCAAGUAAAAUGACAGUGGGCGGGCAGUCGGCCGGAGGGAGUUCAGCACAUGCGCAUCUUCUAGACGCACUUCUAGGGUCAAACGCCCCUUUGGUCCAGCGGGCAAUAAUCCAGUCCGGCGCAGUUGGUGUUCUUGGCCCCCUCACCAUGAAAGGUGCAGAUACACGAUGGGCUACAUUGUGUAAAAAGUUAGGGGCUCCUGUUGAGGACAUCGCUGAACGCAUGGAGUUCAUGAAAAGGAUACCAGCAGACACAAUUCUUCAGGCAUACAGAGAGUUGGGAUGGAAUGUUUGUCCCUUGGUCCAGGACGACUUGACUAUUUCACGAAGAGCAGGGAAUCACUGGAGUGUACAGUUUUCUAGCACAAAAUCCCCUGUACCAGCUAUCGGGCCAUAUGAAAAACCGGAAUUUGCUGUUUUGAUCGGAGAUACAGAGUUCGAGGGAACGAUGCAUCGCUUCCAGGUGAUGCAAAUCAAAAGCUUUGACGACCUCAAAGCUCGCUUGACUGUAGGGAGUCUGCUGGAUGAAGCCUUCUGGGAGGAAUUUUGCAGCAUAUAUAAGCUUGAAGCAAGCAUGCCGGUUGCAUCCUUGCACGAGCAAGUUUUCCGUUUCCUGUCCGAUAUUCAGUUUGGUUAUCCCGUUCAACAAGCACGCGAUGACCUGACGACAUGGGAACCUUUCGCGAAAGAGUUUCCGGAGCAGAAUAGUGCUUCACAUGUACACCCCAUUCAAGUUCACUCGUAUCGCGUGGAAUUCGGAAAUCCGUUCCCAGGACCUAAUCAUGGAGUCGCUCAUCACUGUGUUGACCUCAUCUAUAUCUGUGAUGCUUUCCAUGAUGCCCUGCGCGCAAUGGACCAGGCCUCGCGAACCGAUGUUAUAAGCAAUGCUGAACUGGUGAAUCGCAUUCAGACCGAUUGGAUCACGUUUAUCGCUGCUCCCAGUAUAAGCGAGGCCAAAAGCCUUGCAUCUGUAUAUAGUUUUGACCGCAAGACAAAGGUGGUGAAUAUGUCCUCGGACAAAGACUGGUUGCAUCGGAAGCGCAGAUUCAACCUCAUCAGCGAGUACAUAGUUGCCGCACGACAAGCAGCAAGAAUAGUCACCGGGGGUGACGACAUUUCGUAG
Messenger RNA from Talaromyces marneffei, 1761 nucleotides. RefSeq lists its product as uncharacterized. Bases 1 to 1761 code for a protein of 586 amino acids. The record is from RefSeq and is a predicted model, not a curated record. NCBI's taxonomy places the organism in Eukaryota, Fungi, Ascomycota, Eurotiomycetes, Eurotiales, Trichocomaceae. The transcript is spliced from 4 exons.